This is a messenger RNA of Stereum hirsutum FP-91666 SS1, 1330 nucleotides long. RefSeq lists its product as uncharacterized. The record is from RefSeq and is a predicted model, not a curated record. NCBI's taxonomy places the organism in Eukaryota, Fungi, Basidiomycota, Agaricomycetes, Russulales, Stereaceae. The transcript has 6 exons. The coding region runs from base 97 to 741 and encodes 214 amino acids.
ACACGACGCAUUGCACUGUCCUCGACUACACCUACCAGCAGUGGUAUUCAUACAAGAGUUCCUGCUAACUGACACCACAACUCUCAUUGAGCGAUCAUGGCGAGCAUGGAUGUCGAUUCCAAUGUCCCAAACCAAGAACCCCAACUCACGUCUCUUCACCAACAAGAGAGUUCAAGUGUUACUCCGCCGCUACCCAUGUCCGUUGUACUCUCGGACGCUCCAGCUGCUGCUGAGCCGCGCGAAAACUUCAAAGAUAUACCCGUGAAGGUUCACAUUCGAAAGCCGGAGAGGGACACCUGGGUCUACGUCGGCCGUGGAAUAGUCCACCUUGACAUACAGGGCCAUUCAGCCCAAGUUGUCGUGCGUUCGACCUCGACCAACAAAGUGAUGACUAUGUUUAGCGAGGCCAGUGAUGUUCUCGCUGAGAAGCGCGGCAACUUCGUCGUCGUGGGCUGCGUUGAGGGCUCGAAAGUAGUGUCUUGGUCUCUUAACGCUCUAAACAAUUCGGAAACACUUCGGCUUUUAGCCAGCAUCGAACUUGCUUGUUACCGGUGCAAAUCUGCUGUCGUAGACCCUCGCCUGCACCUGAAGCUGCGGCGAAAGAUCGACAAGGUUAUCAAGGACGACAGACGCAAGAGGCACCGCAGGCGCAAGGACCAGGACGCGAUGGUCGAUAUGUUCGCGAAGCAACAUAUUCAUGAGCCUAUGGGGUCUGAGGCCCUCGCAGCGUCUCCUCCAUGAGAGUCUCCCUGCAUCCCAUGGAUCGGAAGUGACUCUCAUUCAACGCGCAGUUAGUUCGAUCUGCUGGGCUGGGGAGGAAGGAAGGAGCAUCAAGAUGAGCCACGACAAUUGUGUACUUCUAAUCAUCAUUCUUUGCCAUAUAUCAACUCUGCUACCUGUUAUGUUUUCCUCCCUAUCAUCUCUUCUUCUUUCCUUUGCCCCCGCUGGGCACUUUUAUGUUUGACCGUUCUCCUGUAUUCCUGGACACUAGCCCACGCCAUCCCCUCGACCGUCCAAGUCGCUCUCAUCCCGUAACCUGUUCGCCGCUUGUCUUUGCCUGCCCUCCACAUACUUACCCUACGGUGAUCAUCUCAUCGCUUUCCAGCAUCUCGCAAGCAUCGCAACACCAACUUCGUCGCCAUUGUUCAUAUUACUAGCGUUGUCGUUUGUCUCGUCGUAGUCUCGGAUACGGUAUCUGUCCGCAUCUGUCCUCGUCUCACCUUGCCUCACCCUGCCUCAUCUACUUACGUUACGCCACGCUCUACUCGUCGAUACGCCCCGCAUUCCCUCUAUCCCCUCCUCUCUCAACGCCCCACAUUUUCCUAUUCAC